AUGCACACCCGUUCAAAGUCCGCGACCAAGUGGCCCGGCGACGAGGGUCUGCCGAACGAUGAGAAAGGCGGCGAAAAGGACCGCCUGAUGCGCUCGUCGCGCGUGAGCAAGUACGCGAAUGCGAUUCCUGUGCACCGCCCUCCCGAGUCCCCGGUGCAGCGGCUCAUGAGCUAUUUGCAUAAUGACCGCGUGAUGCUCAUUGUCUACACCGUUCUCUCGAUUAUUACGCGUCUGUACCGCAUUGGAAGCAACCACAAAGUCGUGUGGGACGAGGCGCACUUUGGCAAGUUUGGCUCGUACUACAUCCGCCAUAUGUUCUACUUCGACGUGCACCCUCCCUUGGGCAAGAUCCUUGUGAGUCUCGCCGGAGCGCUGAGCGGCUUCAACGGCGAGUUUGAGUUCGAGUCGGGGCACGACUAUCCCAAGGAGGUGCCGUUCGUGCAGAUGCGUAUUAUUAUGGCGAUCUACGGUAUCUUGAUGGUGCCGGUGGCCUUCCUUACCGCGCAGUCCUUCCGCUGGAACUGGCGUGCUAAGCACCUCUUUACGCUCAUGGUCCUCCUCGACAAUGGCUGGCUGACGAUUUCGCGCUUCAUCCUCCUCGAUUCGAUGCUGCUGCUAUUUACGCUCUGUGUCGUGCUGGGCCUGGUGCGCUUUCACCGGCUCCAGGACCAGUCCUUUACCAAGCCUUGGUGGGGCUGGCUCUUUUUUACCGGUGUGUCGAUCGGGUGCGUAUCGAGCGUCAAGAUGGUCGGCCUGUUUGUCACGUCGCUCGUCGGUCUGUACACGGUGGAGGACCUGUGGAACAAGUUUGGCGACCUCAAGAUGCCCGUACGCACGUACCUGCGCCACUGGUGUGCGCGUAUUCUGGCGCUGAUUGUGGUGCCCAUCUUGAUCUAUUUGCUGAGCUUCAAGCUGCACUUUGCCAUCCUGUACAAGACGGGCCCCGGCGACGCGCAGAUGAGCUCGCUCUUCCAGGCGAAUCUAGUCGGCAGCGAGAUGGCAGAGUAUCCUCUCGAGGCCGCGUACGGCAGCCGGGCCACCUUUAAGAACAUGGGCUACGGUGGCGGUCUGCUUCACUCGCAUAUCCAGACCUACCCCGAAGGCAGCCAAGAGCAGCAGGUGACGUGUUACCACUACAAGGACACGAACAAUGAGUUUAUCAUCACGCCGCUCCUGGACGAGCCGAAGCUCCCCGGCCCGAACGACACCGACGUGCCGCCCCCUCGCAUGCUCAAGAGCGGCGACACGUUCCGCUUCCUGCACCACGAGACGGGCCAUACGCUGCGUGCGCACAACAACUUCAAGGCUCCGAUUACCAAGGACCACUACGAAGUGUCGGCCGGCGGUAGCGUGGACGACGGCUCGGCGUACGACUACUGGGUGGUCGAGGUGCUGGACGAUCUGCAGCUCGGCAAGGGCCACGAAGGCGCGCCUGUGCGCACGCUCACUUCCAGCCUGCGUUUCCGCAACAAGGAGCUCGGCUGCUACAUGCGUGCCGGCCACGUCACCCUGCCCGACUGGGGCUGGAAGCAGCUCGAGGUUGCGUGCGACCCUGCGGACAACCCCCACGACGAGUUUACCCACUGGAACGUGGAGAACCACUGGAACGAUCGCCUGGAGAAGAGCACCCAGAGCCGCUUUAAGUCGCCCUUCCUGAAGGACUUUAUCCACCUGAACGUCGCGAUGAUGAUUUCGAACAAUGCGCUGAUUCCCGACCAGGACAAGGCGGACAUGCUUGCCUCGAAGCCGCUCGAGUGGCCGUGGAUGUGGAAUGGCCUGCGCAUGAACGGAUGGGGCGCAGACCAGGACAAGUACUACCUGAUCGGCAAUCCGUUCGUGUGGUGGGGCAGCACGCUCUCGCUGCACAUUGUCGUGUUUGUCGUCGCCUGGUACGUUCUCCGCCGCCAACGCCGCAUUGUGGACAUGAGCCCCGCGGUGUGGGACGACUUUUUGUUUGGCCUCAAGGUCGGUGUUCUCGGCUGGUUGCUGCACUAUGGCCCCUUCCUGUUGAUGGGCCGUGUGACGUAUAUCCACCACUACCUGCCGACGCUCUACUUUGCGGUGAUCGUCAUGGCCCACCUGCUCGACCACUUCUUCUGGAACGACGCGACGGCGCGCUACCGCAUCGACCUGGGUCAGUUCCUGCGCACCGGCCACCUGUCUGUCGGCAAGCCUAGCGCGUGGCUGCACGAUGCGCCGAAUGCGCCGAGCCGCGGCACGCCCCUGUCGGAGCGCACGAAGAAUAUCCUCUUUGGUGUGGCGGUCGUGAUGCUCUUUGGCAUCUUUUGGUGGUUCCGUGCGAUCUCGUUCGGCAUGUCGGGCGAUAUCAGCGAAUGGCACGGCCUCAAGUGGCGCAAGAGCUGGAACAUUUACUAG
Molecule: messenger RNA, 2376 nt
Organism: Malassezia japonica
Lineage: Eukaryota; Fungi; Basidiomycota; Malasseziomycetes; Malasseziales; Malasseziaceae
Gene: PMT2
Product: dolichyl-phosphate-mannose--protein mannosyltransferase
Exons: 1
Coding region: 1-2376 (791 amino acids)
Biological process (GO): protein O-linked glycosylation via mannose
Cellular component (GO): endoplasmic reticulum; membrane
Molecular function (GO): dolichyl-phosphate-mannose-protein mannosyltransferase activity
Source: RefSeq, a predicted model, not a curated record